UAAUAAUAAAAAUAAAAAAGCGAAAACAAACUUAAAAUCUCUUUACACGAAUUGUCGCGGACUGUGAUAUGAUAUGCAUGUUUGCGUUGUGUAAGGUCUGAAUUUGAAAGAAGAGAGAGACAUGGAAGCCGCGAUGGGACUGAUGCGGAGGAUUCCGCCAAAACACACGGAAACUGCUCUCUCUGCACUUCUCAGCCUUAUGCCUAACAACUCCUCCGAUCUCCUCGCUCAAGUCGAUCAGCCUCUCCAGGUUCUUUGCGAUGUGGAAUGCGGGAAGGAGUUCAUUUUGUGUGAAUACAACAGAGAUGCAGACUCUUACAGAUCACCUUGGUCAAAUAUAUACCAUCCACCAUUAGAAGAUGGGUCCCUUCCUUCUUUAAGGCUGCGGGAGCUGGAAGUUGAAGCAAAUGACAUAUUUGCAAUAUAUCGUGACCAGUAUUAUGAAGGAGGCAUUUCGUCAGUUUACAUGUGGGAAGAUGAUAAUGAAGGUUUCGUAGCAUGCUUUUUAAUAAAGAAAGAUGGCUCAAAGACUGGGCAGGGUAGACGGGGAUAUUUAGAGGAAGGAGCAUGGGAUGCUAUACAUGUUAUAGAGGUGGGACCAGAGGAUGAAAACAACAAUUAUCGUUUGACCAGCACAGUUAUGCUGACUCUGACUACAGAUAACGAGUCAUCUGGAACUUUCAGUUUAUCUGGAUCGAUUAGACGUCAGAUGAAUAUGAGACUAUCAGUUGCCGAUGGACAUCUUUCUAACAUGGGAAGGAUGAUUGAAGAAAUGGAGAGUAAACUGAGGAACUCACUAGAUCAGGUGUACUUUGGGAAAACAAGAGAAAUGGUUUGCACACUGAGACCACCUUCUGAAGUGUCCCAGAUGAGAAUGCCCGAGAGCUGAUGUGCCGUUGCAUGGUGUAACAGAGAGAAAUUACUGUUUCCUUCGUAUGUUUUGGGUUAUUGGCUGGUAACUUGUGUCACAAUAUUUGCAGUAGGUAGUUUUACUACGGUUGGUGGUUCGGAUGGCCAUCUUUUUAUAGAGGUAGUUGUGUGUGUUGUUUGAGUGCCAAUUGUUGCUUCUGUAGUGGAUAAGCAUCAUGUUUGUUGUUGAUACUUGAAUGUUCAACGAAACAGUGAAAUCCCCAAACUUGUUCUCACGAGAAAUGCCCCAUAUGAUGGAUUAUUUUAUCA
Molecule: messenger RNA, 1179 nt
Organism: Vigna angularis (adzuki bean)
Lineage: Eukaryota; Viridiplantae; Streptophyta; Magnoliopsida; Fabales; Fabaceae
Product: probable F-actin-capping protein subunit beta
Exons: 8
Coding region: 122-889 (255 amino acids)
Biological process (GO): barbed-end actin filament capping; actin cytoskeleton organization; cell morphogenesis
Cellular component (GO): cytoplasm; F-actin capping protein complex
Molecular function (GO): actin filament binding
Source: RefSeq, a predicted model, not a curated record